UGUCGCGUCUUUUGAGUUUUGGAGAAGUAAUGCUAGCAUAGAUGGGUUGUUGCAUAGCAAACUCUUUAUUCCAUUUCCAUGGGUGGAAGAGAAAUCCUCAGAGCCUAUUUGAUUGGAACAUAGGCAAGAGAAAUGCUGCUGAUAGGCCACAGCCUAAGUAUCAUGACAUUGAUCUUCCCUUCUCACCUUCUCUUGUUAACAACACUUUCUUAAAGGGCAGAGAGCUCAAGUGCUGUUACAGAGGCACCAUAGAUGGAUUUAGUGCAACAAACUUCCAUGAUUGCUGUGACUUCAAGGGACCAUGUGUGAUCGUAGGCUACACAAACAACACCUUCAAGUUUGGUGCAUUUAACCCUGAAGGCUAUAGAAGCACAGAUGAUUACUAUGAUACUUUUGAUGCAUUUCUCUUCUACUGGACAGACAAUGGAACAAUUGAUCCUAUUAUUUUACCCAAAGUUGGUGGCAGUGGUGCUGCCCUUUUUGAUUAUGCUAGGGGUGGACCGCAGUUUGGGGCUGAUGGGCUACUCAUUGGGCCUCCAUUAGCGCCAGUCAUGGGAGGGUUUGCCGGACCUGAUACAAAUUCUGGAAUUGGCGAUUUGAGGCAAGCCAAGUCUAGAUUGGGCUUGUCAUAUGCUAAAAGAGCAGAUGGAAAGGAGUCUAUAUUUGGUGAAGAACCCAAGGCCACCCUUGAAGAAGUCCAAGUUUUUUGCAGUCCUCAAAUUGCAAGUUUAUAUUAAUUAAGGAUAUUUUUGAGGUAUGUAUGCAUGCAGGUGAGACUUAAUUUUGAAGAAUAAAUUGUCCAUUUCUUUCAAAAUCUAGGCCUUCUUUUAAAGGUGGUGCCUAGGUGAGAAAUGAAUUUCUUAAUUGCCAUCAACUGUAGGUCCAGGAAGAUAUGUUAGAAAACUCUGGCCAACUGUAAUUAAAUAAUCUUCCGUAAAGUUUCAAAAGAGGGAAGUACAAAUUCA
Molecule: messenger RNA, 965 nt
Organism: Hevea brasiliensis (rubber tree)
Lineage: Eukaryota; Viridiplantae; Streptophyta; Magnoliopsida; Malpighiales; Euphorbiaceae
Exons: 2
Coding region: 42-737 (231 amino acids)
Source: RefSeq, a predicted model, not a curated record